Messenger RNA from Leptinotarsa decemlineata (Colorado potato beetle), 2228 nucleotides. RefSeq names its product mitogen-activated protein kinase kinase kinase 7. Gene Ontology annotation, molecular function: ATP binding; MAP kinase kinase kinase activity. Gene Ontology annotation, biological process: JNK cascade; protein phosphorylation; positive regulation of canonical NF-kappaB signal transduction. NCBI's taxonomy places the organism in Eukaryota, Metazoa, Arthropoda, Insecta, Coleoptera, Chrysomelidae. The record is from RefSeq and is a predicted model, not a curated record.
AGGUUCAGACAGAAUUAGUAUUACUAUCGCAAAAGAAAAACCAGUUACUGGCUGACGAAGAAGAAGACCAGCGGCGAAAAAUGAACCUGAAAGCUUUGCAGGAGGAGAAAGAAUCUUUAAGGUUAGCUAGAGACCUUCUGCUACAACAAAAAGAAAGGAAUUCGGCACCUGGUAAUUCAUCGAGGAAUUCCGGAGAUGGAUGGAUUUAUGUUUCCCGGGAGGAUGCCGGAAGUUAGCCAAAAAAAAUGGUGAAAUUGUGUAAAGUUGACCGUGAGUGAUCUGCACUCCGAAAAAACGAUUGUCGAUAAACUUCAAGAUGAAUUAACAAGCCAUAGUUGUUUUUCGAGAUGUGAAAUCGCAGUGUUAACUGCUUAGUGUUUAUGACUGGAAAAUAACGGCAAAUCAAACAGUAUAAACUUUUAUGGCCGGAGAUAACUAUGGCAGAGCUAUUUUCCGGGUAUGUUGGCCGUGGUCUGUGAGUUUUUCUGAGUGACUACAACUGCGGUGGAUAUUCUCAAAAGUGAUAAGUAUACGAAAGAAGUGCUCAAGUUGUGAUACUGAGCUGAUACUGCUGAUACUGCAUUAGUCGAAUGUUCCUCCAGUUUUCUCCUAUUCUCCCUAUUGGUUAAAUCAAAUGACCUGAUUUGUGUGCAAUUCAGAACACUUAGCCAGAUUUUAUUAAUGUUCAUUCACCCUUCUUUCCCGUUGAAACUAUCUGUGUUUAUAAAUUUCUAUCGCUACUCUGGAUAGUCACUCUGAGUUUUGUCAAGUAUUCGUGUUUCUUUGAACUAGAUAACGUGAAUUUGCCGAAGAUCACAGUUUCUCUUGUACUUACACUUCUCUUCGUAGACCGACCCACAGCUACAAGGGUGUCGCAAAAGACUCUCUGGGGUCCGCAGCUGACCAUCGAUUGUCUCUGAUAUUCAUCAUUGGCCUGAAUAUGGUUCCACACUGGGUUUUCCAGAAUUCUCCGAAAACAUUUUUUGGUGAUUAAGUUCCUCGUGGAGACUCAGGUUCACAGAUGCAUAGGGCCCUCUGAAUUACAGAUACCCAUACUAGUGAGUUUCGUCAUGAUCUCCUUGUACAUGAUGAUUUUUGUCAAAUACAUUGUAGGGCUGAUUGGAGAAGUAUUCUCAGCAGACAUAACCGCUCUGUUCACUUAUCAUCGACGUUGUAGGUUAAACACCAGGCAUAAAACCUGGAGACUGACGCCUACAAACCCAAAAAAUAGCUUUGACACAAUAACGGCAAAUUUAUACAUCAUAGUCGUUGUUUGAACUGUCUCGAUUUCAGUCUCGGCCGUUAUCUUAAGCAUAAUUUCAAUUCUAAGACUAGUGAUAUGUAACAUAUAAUAAUCUGCGUCCGUUCAAAAAACGUGAUUUUUUUUAUGAACAUUGUGAGCAUUUGUUGUACUACCCUGAAAAUAAAAAAAAUCAAAACGAACACCAUUAAUCACCAGCUAUCAACAGUCAACACAACCUUUAUUUGUAGGCCAUUACAUAAAGUGAAGAAGUACCUGGAUUUGUGGAACAGUGGGCGUGCACAUUGCUCUGACUUUGUUUUAAUCAUAUGUAGUUUUGAAAGUUGAAAUUCAGAAUCUUUCAAGGUCACCAGUUAAGAACAAAAACUGUGACGAGAAAAUAAUAUGUGUCAAUGCUUUUAUAAAAACAUACACAUCUUAAUUUUUCUUGAUAUUAAAGUCAAGACUGAAAUUAAGAUAGACAAGGACGAUGAUAUCUCAAUUGGCCCUGACAUGUUGAAUGACUAUGGAAUAGAUAUCGUGUGAUAAUGGAGGUUUACAGAUUUAAAGAAAUAUAAUUUAUUCAAUGUUAUAUAAUAUGGUUGUCAAUAAUUUUUCUUGUUCAAAUUGUACUGAGAAUUCAAUUUAUUGGUUUUUCAUUCAGUUCACUGCAUUGAUUUUGAAAAGAUUGAAUUUUUCAUUAAUACUGUUUCAUACUUAAAAUCUCUUACUUUAAUUUGAUGAUAUUAUAGAAUCAAGCAAAUUGACAAAUCGAAAUACAUUCAUAAUGAAGGAAAACAUAUUCAAAAUACAUCAAAUUUUAUCCAUUUUGAAAUUAACAAAUUAUGUGGCUAGAGUGAGAUGAACGACGCGACGGCACAAAUUUAAGAGAUUGUUAUUUUUACUUGUGAAUGUCAUUUGUCAAGUAAAUUGUUAGUUAUGCAACACACCCAGCCAUUGGGGUACCAAAAAAAUUACUCAAUUAGAA